AGCUCAUUUUGACGAUUGACUAUCAGUGUUUGUGCUUAUGUAUAGUAUAACCAUGCCUUUGAGACCACAAAUCGCAACAACGUGCUAUUUUUGUAUGGUUUUACUAGCAAUUGUAGUCAUAUUUACAGUGGAUAAUGGAGCAGCUAAACGUGGGUGUGCCAUGUUUGGUCAUUCUUGUUACGGUGCUCACGGUAAACGGUCUUUUCAAAUGCCCAUGCAACAACCAGCUAGAGAUUGGCCAAUCACAAGUGAAGAAGAGACCCAGAUCGAUGAUGCCAUCAAUAAGUACUUUAAAAUAAAGCCGUCGUCGCCGCACUUUACACCGUUUUGGCAAAAAAUGGUGCAGAUGUACAACGAACGCAAAAGUAAUCAUCCUAGCAACGACAACAACAUGUGAAGACAGAACCGAUCGAGAGAUUGAAACAAUUCUGUUUUCUUGAUUUGGACACACAUAAUAUUUUCAUUAUUGUCGUCAGACAUAUCGAUUAGACUUAAAAAUCCCUCCACAGAAAAAUAAAAACAAUUUUCCCUCGUCUCCUUAUAUUUUCUAAUUUCCCUAUACUAUGUUAUAUACGUAUAAUGAUGAUGAUUAUAACAAUAUA
Molecule: messenger RNA, 602 nt
Organism: Rhopalosiphum maidis (corn leaf aphid)
Lineage: Eukaryota; Metazoa; Arthropoda; Insecta; Hemiptera; Aphididae
Exons: 3
Coding region: 38-397 (119 amino acids)
Source: RefSeq, a predicted model, not a curated record